AGUGUAGAAUACUACAUUUAAAUAACACUAAUGUGAAUCAAAGUUUGGCAGCAAUAUGUUCAGAAAAAGAAUAGGCUUCAAACCCACACUUCCCAACCUUAAAACCCUCAAACAAAUCCAUGCUUUGAUGAUCAUCAACGGUUUCAACAACAACGUUAACUUCCUCGGAGAUCUCGUCUUAACAAUCUCAACCUCACUUGUGGGUCCCACUGCAACUCCAACCGUCACAAACUAUGCACACCAACUGUUUGCUCAAAUUCCCCAACCAGACACAUUUAUGUAUAAUGUCAUGAUUCGAGGUUCAUCUCAGAGCCCUAAUCCUUUACGAGCUAUUUCGUUGUAUACGGAAAUGCAUCGACAUUUUGUUAAGGGUGAUAGCUACACUUUUCCGUUUGUUCUUAAGGCGUGUACUAGGCUUUUUUGGGUUAACACUGGUUCGGCGGUUCAUGGAAUGGUUUUGAGACUUGGGUUUGGUUCAAAUGCGGUUGUGAGGAAUACCCUUUUGGUUUUUCAUGCUAAAUGUGGUGACUUGAACGUUGCAACUUCACUUUUUGAUGAUUCCUGUAAGGGUGAUGUGGUUGCUUGGUCUUCACUCAUUGCUGGUUACGCGAGACGUGGGGAUUUGAAAGUUGCGCGGAAACUGUUUAAUGAAAUGCCUGAGAGAGAUUUGGUUUCGUGGAAUGUGAUGAUUACUGGGUAUGUUAAGCAAGGGGAAAUGGAGAGUGCAAGGAUGCUUUUUGACGAGGCCCCAGUUAAGGAUGUUGUUAGUUGGAACGCGAUGAUUGCGGGUUAUGUUGUUUGUGGAUUGAGCAAACAGGCGUUGGAGUUGUUUAAUGAGAUGUGUAGAGCCGGGGUUUUCCCAGAUGAGGUGACGCUGUUGAGUUUGUUGUCUGCUUGUGCUGAUUUAGGGGAUUUAGAAAAUGGGAAAAAAGUACAUGCUAAGGUCAUGGAGAUUAGUAUGGGAAAGUUGAGUACAUUGUUAGGGAAUGCUCUUAUUGAUAUGUAUGCCAAAUGUGGUAACAUUAAAGAAUCACUUGAUGUGUUUUGGUCGAUAACAGAUAAAGAUGUGAUCUCGUGGAACUCGGUCAUUGUUGGGAUGGCAUUACAUGGACAUGGUAAGGAAUCGCUUAGUCUUUUUAAGAUGAUGCAGAGGACUAAGAUUUGUCCAAAUGAAAUCACAUUUGUUGGUGUUUUGGUAGCUUGUAGUCAUGCGGGGGAAAUUGACGAGGGUUAUAAAUAUUUUGAUCUUAUGAGUAGUGAGUAUAAGAUUGAGCCAAACAUUAGGCAUUGUGGGUGUAUGGUAGACAUGCUAGGACGCGCCGGACUUUUAAAAGAAGCGGCUAAAUUCAUCGAUUCUAUGAAAAUUGAACCUAAUGCAAUUAUUUGGAGGACUCUGCUUGCAGCUUGUAAGGUUCAUGGAGAUGUGGAGUUGGCAAAAGUGGCUAAUGAGAAGCUGUUUAGUAUGAGAAAAGACCACAGUGGUGACUAUGUUCUAAUGUCAAACUUAUAUGCUUCGCGAGGUGAGUGGGAUGGGGCUGAGAAGGUAAGGAAGUUAAUGGAUGAUAGCGGUGUGACGAAAAUUCGCGGCUCUAGCUUUGUUGAAGCGUGUAACUGAUGAAUAUCGGUUGCUGUUGCAUUGCAACCAUGUUUUUUUAAUUGUGGUUGUAGUGGCAAUUACAAUGUCACAAUUUUGAAGUUGCAGAAAAAUCACAAACAUUGCAAAUAAUUACAUACAGAUAAUUCUGAUGUAAUUGCAGCCACAUUGUAACAUCAGAGAUCUCUGUAACCUUGAUAUUGUAGUGUAGUUUCAAUUGUGAUUUUUUGAAUUGUGAUUUAAAACAUUAGCCAAAACUAUAGUGUGUAGAUGGUAGCCAAUUGCAGUCAAUAUUGCCUAACUGCAUUCAUAUAGCUAGAAACUCAAAUUGGAGAACUGUUUUUAACUGUCCUUACUGAAUUCAUUAAAGUGUUCCACAAGAUAAAA
Molecule: messenger RNA, 1981 nt
Organism: Medicago truncatula (barrel medic)
Lineage: Eukaryota; Viridiplantae; Streptophyta; Magnoliopsida; Fabales; Fabaceae
Product: pentatricopeptide repeat-containing protein At5g15300
Exons: 1
Coding region: 56-1615 (519 amino acids)
Biological process (GO): RNA modification
Molecular function (GO): protein binding; RNA binding
Source: RefSeq, a predicted model, not a curated record